AUGGGUUUGUUGACGAUCUUGAAGAAGAUGAAACACAAAGAGCGUGAAAAGCAACGUGAAGUGCUUUGCACUUCAACACCUGCUCCACUCUCGUUCUCAGUGGGACUCUGGAACUGCCAGUCUGCUGUGAACAAAGCUGCCUUCAUUCCGGCUUUCGCCACGCAGUCCACCCUCAGCAUCCUGGCACUGACAGAGACAUGGAUACGUCCUGAGGAUACAGCAACACCUGCUGCUCUCUCUAACAACUUCUCCUUCUCCCACACCCCUCGACAUACUGGUCAGCUGACAAGCUUUCUUGAGGAAUUGGAUGUCCUGCUGUCCUCCUUGCCAGAGGAUGGCAGGCCACUUGUGGUUCUUGGUGAUUUCAACAUACACCAGGACAAACCCCAGGCCAUUGAACUGAAUACUCUUCUGGCCUCAUUUGACUUGGAAAGACUACACACCACAGCAACUCACAGACCAGCACGGACUACACCACCCAGCCCCUGGCUGUCUGACAUCCUUCGUGAACAUCGGACUGUUCUCAGGGCAGCUGAGAGGAGAUGGCGGAAAUCUAAAGAUCCAGCUGAUCUAGCCCAACGACACCACAGUGACCGUUCGAAUCGCUGCCUGUCUGGCAGACAUCUCGGCCUGGAUGAAGGAACACCACCUUCAACUCAACCCUGCCAAGACAGAACUCCUUGUCUUUCCAGCCAACCCUGCUGUUGAACACAACAUCACCGUGCAGCUGGGUCCAACUAC
Messenger RNA from Xyrauchen texanus (razorback sucker), 741 nucleotides. RefSeq lists its product as uncharacterized. The coding region runs from base 1 to 708 and encodes 235 amino acids. Gene Ontology annotation, molecular function: catalytic activity. The transcript is spliced from 4 exons. The record is from RefSeq and is a predicted model, not a curated record. Lineage: Eukaryota; Metazoa; Chordata; Actinopteri; Cypriniformes; Catostomidae.